AUGGAUAAGAAUUUAACCUACAAUUUGACGUUUUUUAUUGAUGAAAACGAUAAUCGUACGAGAUGGACACUAAAAAGUGGACAACCACCAUCAUUCAAUGAAGCUCUUAUGACAAGAACUAUUGUGUUUAGUCUUAUGUUUCUGAUGGCCCUGAUAGGAAACACAGCAACCAUCAUCCAAAUGUACAGAAUACGGAAGAGAAGAUCAACAAUAAAUACAUUAAUUGUCAAUUUGGCAGUGGCCGAUUUGUUAAUAACAUUUUUUAUAAUGGGAGUUGAUGCGGUUUGGGCUUCAACAGUCCAGUGGUUAGCUGGAAACGUCAUGUGUAAAAUAGUAAAAUUUGGUACUGCUACUGGUUUACUUGCGUCCACAUAUAUUACUGUUGUGAUAAGUCUAGAUCGUUGUUGCGUGAUUAUGGACCCAAUAAGUCGUCACAAAGCUCCAAAAAGAGUUAAAGUCAUGAUUGUUAUAUCUUGGAUACUCAGUGCCUUAUUUAGUUUACCUCAGGUUUUCAUUUUUAGUGUACUAAGAGGGCCAUUUGAGGAGGAUUUUUAUCAAUGUAUAGACAAAAACUACCCGAUGAAGCAAUAUCAAAAAAUGUACAACUUGUUUUCAUUGAUAACACAGUUCAUGAUACCCUUAGGAAUAAUGGUUGUGACAUAUGGUCUCAUAUUUUAUACAAUAUCUAAAACAUCUAAGGAUUUCAGAGAGCCAGAACAUGUUUCCUCGUCGUCAGAAUUUGCCAGGGGACAGGUUAGAAAUGUGUUCAUGCGAAAAGCUAAGCGAAAGGCUCUGAGAAUGUCAAUUUUUAUUGUUGGAACAUUUAUUAUCUGCUGGUUUCCAUACUAUGUUAUAUUUACAAGAAAAGCUUUCGGUGAUUCAGAGGAAAUGUAUGAUGCCACAUUAUUGACAGUUUUAACAACAAUUGGACAGUCUAACGCAGUUUUGAAUCCUAUCAUUUAUGGAGCUUUUCAUAUGUGCAAGCUGCAUAAACCAAGAUUUAUGAAAAGAACCACAUCACCAGGUACAUGCGAUAAAAUGCCUUUCAUUCGUGGUAACCCUAAAACAGACGACGAAGCAGCUAAUGGUACAAACAUGACAUUACUAGCGAUGAGAAGGAAUACUGUUAUCGUGUGUAAGUGUAAUCAAACUCCAGUCGUGCUACAAGAAUCAACAGUCCCAUGUAUUAUUAUCAUGUGUAAAUGUGAGGAAGGAGUUAAACCAAUAUCAGAGGAAGCGACAUCUUCUGGUGAUACAUAAUUCAACAGAACAACAUGUUUCAUAUAUACCAAGAAAAUGUUGAUACGAUUCCAAAAGAAAUUGAAAAGAAAGUUAUUUAUUUAUAUAUAUAUUAAUGAUACAAUUUCAUCAGGUUUUAAAAGUCAAAUCUGUCUAUUGUAUUACUUUUAGAAUGUUAUGACAUUAGAACUACCAUGACAUAUUUGUUUUUAACUCGAUAUUUAAUCAUUACAGAAAAAAGAUUUACGGUAUCAUUGAUGAGUUAUCUCAACUGUAAAUGAAAACUCAUCAAAUAUAACAGACUUAUAAUUGGGUACGCCAGACUCGCGUUUCGUCUGCAUAAGACUUAUCGGUAAAGUUGUAAAAAGAAAAUUCGUUUCUUUCUAGCUACAUUUAAUUUUAAAGGCGAAAUAAGAACACACUUUCACGUUUUUGAAAACCAAUUCAUGAUAUCAACGUUUCGUUAAUACUGUUUAUAAUACAACACGUAGUUAAUAGUCUUUGUCUGACAUCUUGCGGGAGUAAACAUUUGAAUAUCGGGUUUUAUACGUCUAUAUCAAUAUUCUAUUGAAACAUCAUUAGGUAUAUUUCACGAAAUGUAAAAUAUUAUACUGUACUCAAACUAUUAAAAGACAUUCAUAGGACUUAAAAAAAAAACAGGUAUCAAAAUAUCACAGAUUGUAAUUUUUCACAACGCUACAUUCUAGAAGAGUCACAUGUGCACAUGUUAUUCUAACAAAUCUUUUACUUGGGUAUUUCUGAAAUUGAUUGACUUGUGCUACUAUUAUAUGGCCAAAAUAAUAUUUAUAGUUUUUAUGCUAUUAAUAUAGGACGAAAUGAGUUGAGCAUUAUUAAACAAUAAUUGAACAAUACAAAUUCAUCACAUUUAAAACAAAGAUUUUACUGUUUUACCAGCAAACAUUAUAUUUUGAAACACAUUGAUUAUCUCAAAAUUUGUUUGUGUUUUGAAGACCUUAAAAUGUCAUAUUUUUGGUUUUUGAGUUGUUAAGGUGCUGUCUCGGUGAUACAAACCCAAACUCUUCUUGGUUUUUACAUGCGAUAUAGACAAACAGAAAACGUUAUCAACAAAAAAUGAAAUAAGCCAGUACAAUAGUUAAAAUAUGAAUUUUCAACCCACAAUUUAAUUUGUUCAAGACUUGAUAGAUAAAUCAUAUCUCUUUUACAAAUCUACAGAUGAUUGAAAACAAUGAUUCCCUGAGGUAAAACAGUGAUUCGCUUUCUAGUUUCUAUAUUUUUUAUUGGUCUCAUGUUUUUUCUGCCAUAUUGAUGAUAUGGUCGUUGGAAUGAAGAGAAGUAAUAAUCUUUGAAAUAAAAUAUUUUUCGUUAUAUUCAUGUUUUGAAAUUGCUCACUAAAACAAAGACUGGAAAAAAAUAUGUAUAAUAGAAUAUUUUUGUUAUUUAUAUGAAUUGUUAAAGUGCUGGUUAUGUUUAAAAUA
Molecule: messenger RNA, 2696 nt
Organism: Mytilus californianus (California mussel)
Lineage: Eukaryota; Metazoa; Mollusca; Bivalvia; Mytilida; Mytilidae
Product: gonadotropin-releasing hormone receptor-like
Exons: 4
Coding region: 1-1260 (419 amino acids)
Biological process (GO): G protein-coupled receptor signaling pathway
Cellular component (GO): membrane
Molecular function (GO): peptide binding; G protein-coupled receptor activity
Source: RefSeq, a predicted model, not a curated record